Molecule: messenger RNA, 1830 nt
Organism: Ochotona curzoniae (black-lipped pika)
Lineage: Eukaryota; Metazoa; Chordata; Mammalia; Lagomorpha; Ochotonidae
Gene: AFP
Product: alpha fetoprotein
Exons: 14
Coding region: 1-1830 (609 amino acids)
Biological process (GO): transport
Cellular component (GO): blood microparticle; cytoplasm
Molecular function (GO): fatty acid binding; zinc ion binding
Source: RefSeq, a predicted model, not a curated record
AUGAAGUCGGUGAUAUCAACGUUUUUACUCCUGCUGCUAAGCUUUGCCGAAUCCAGGACACUGCAUACCAACGAGUAUGGAAUAGCUUCCAUUCUGGAUUCCUUACAGUGUUCUGCAGAGAAGAAUCUAGUGGACCUAGCUACCAUAUCUUUGGCCCAGUUUGUGCCAGAAGCCACUUAUGAAGAAGUAAACAAAAUGACAAGAGAUGUGUUGGCCGUCAUUGAGAAAGCCUCUAACAGUGAGCUGCCUGCAGGCUGUUUGGAAAAUCAGCUGCCUGCCUUCCUGGAAGAAAUCUGCCAUGAGACAGAGAUCUCUGAGAAGUACGGAGUUGCGGAGUGCUGCCGCCAGAGUGGACAAGAGAGACAUCGCUGCUUUCUAGCGCACAAGAGGGCCACUGCCACAGCCAUCCCGCCCUUCCAGCUUCAAGAGGCCGACGCGGGUUGUAAAGCAUACGAGGAGAACCGGGAAGCCUCUGUGAACAGAUACAUCUAUGAGAUAUCCAGAAGGCAUCCUUUCCUGUAUGCACCUACGAUUCUUUCUUUGGCUGCUCGCUAUGACAAAAUAAUCCCAUCUUGCUGCCAAGCUGAAAAUGCUCUGGAAUGCUUCCAAACAAAGGCAGCACCAAUUACAAAAGAAUUGAGAGAAGUCAGCUUGUUAAAUCAACAUGUUUGUGCAGUAAUGAGAAAUUUUGAACCCCUCACCUUUCAAGCUGUGACUGUUACUAAGCUGAGUCAGAAGUUUCCCAAGGCGAAUUUCACUGAGAUUCAGAAAUUGGUCAUGGAUGUGGUCCACAUCCACCAGCAGUGUUGUCAAGGAAACGUGGUGGAGUGCCUGGAGGAUGGGAAAAGAAUCAUGUCCUACAUAUGCUCUCAACAACACAUCUUAUCAAGCAGAAUGGCGGAAUGCUGCCGACUGCCCAUCCUUGAGCUUGGCCACUGUGUCAUUCAUGCAGAGAACGACGACAAGCCUGAAGGUCUCUCUCCAAAUCUAAGCGGGCUGUUAGGGGACCGAGAUUUCAACCAAUUUUCCUCACAGGAGAAAAGCAUCUUCUUGGCGAGUUUUGUGUAUGAGUAUUCGAGAAGACACCCUGAGCUGCCCGUCACAGUUGUGCUGAGAACUGCCAAGGGGUACCAAGAGCAGCUGGAGAAGUGUGCCCAGGAUGAGAGCCCUCUGGCAUGUCAGAAUAAAGGGGAAGAGGAAUUACAGAAACACAUCCAGGAGAGCCGAGAAGUGGUAAAGCGCAGCUGUGACCUCUACCAGAACGUGGGACAUUAUUACUUUCAAAAUGCAUUCCUUGUGGCCUACACAAAGAAGGCUCCUCAGCUGACCUCAGCGGAGCUCAUAGCCUUCACCAAGAAGGUGGUGACCAAAGCGGCCAUGUGCUGCCACCUGAGUGAGGACAAACGACUGGCUUGUACUGAGACAAUGGCUGACCUUGUUCUUGGCCAGUUAUGUAUCAGACACGAGGCAACACCUCUGAACCCUGGGAUCGGCCACUGCUGCACGUCUUCCUACGCCAACAGGGCACUGUGCUUCCACAAGCUGGUGCUGGAUGAAACCUAUGUCCCUCCGCCAUUCUCUGCGGACAAGUUUGUCUUCCACAAGGAUCUGUGCCAAGCUCAGGGAACAGCGCUGCAAACCAUGAAGCAAGAGUUCCUCGUUAACCUGGUCAAGCAGAAGCUGGAGAUCACGCAGCAGCAGCUGGAUGGCGUCACGGAGGAUUUCUCGGAGAUGCUGAAGAAGUGCUGCCAAGGCCAGGAGCAGGAGGCCUGCUUGGCCCAGGAGGGUCCGAAGCUGAUUUCGAAGACUCGUGCUGCUUUAGGAGUUUAA